AAUUAUAUACAAUACAUGGUUUUAUUCGUGGACGUUCUGUACCACUGGUGUAUGCUCUUCUUCCUGGUAAAUCGGAGGCCGUUUAUGGUGAACUAUUUAAUGUUUUGGUACAAAAUGUCAGCAAACAUCCAAAAUCAAUUACAAUUGACUUUGAGAAAGCUGUCGAAAAUGUUAUUAAACAAAAAUUACCAACAACAACAAUCAACGGAUGUUUUUUUCAUUUUAAACAAGCUUUAUGGAGAAAAAUAGAAGAUUUAGGCUUGCAACAACCAUUUGUUAAUGAUCGCGAAGUUCGGCGUUACUUAAAAAAUUUUGCUUGUUUAUCCUUUGUAUCUGAAGCUUUUGUUGUAGAAGAAUUUGAGAGGUUUCAAGAUGAAUCUCCUGACUCGAUAAACGAUUUCGUCGAUUAUUUUGAAGAUAAUUAUAUUGGGCGUCGAAUUCGUAAUAAUCGUCNGGUAGGCAUUAUAUGA
Didymodactylos carnosus is the source of this 470-nucleotide messenger RNA. The record is from the annotation of a GenBank genome assembly. Lineage: Eukaryota; Metazoa; Rotifera; Eurotatoria; Philodinida; Philodinidae.